Messenger RNA from Mixia osmundae IAM 14324, 1443 nucleotides. RefSeq lists its product as uncharacterized. Gene Ontology annotation, molecular function: RNA binding; ATP:ADP antiporter activity. Lineage: Eukaryota; Fungi; Basidiomycota; Mixiomycetes; Mixiales; Mixiaceae. Gene Ontology annotation, cellular component: mitochondrial inner membrane. The coding region runs from base 1 to 1443 and encodes 480 amino acids. Gene Ontology annotation, biological process: mitochondrial ATP transmembrane transport; mitochondrial ADP transmembrane transport. The record is from RefSeq and is a predicted model, not a curated record. The transcript is spliced from 12 exons.
AUGGCGGCAGUCGCGAAGAAGCAAGGCAAAACGCCAAAGGAGUUCGCCCAGGAUUUCCUCAUGGGCGGUGUAUCUGCUGCAGUAGCAAAGACGGCGGCCGCGCCCAUUGAGCGUAUCAAACUGCUCGUGCAGAACCAGGGUGAAAUGCUCAAGUCGGGCCGUCUCUCGACGCCGUACAAAGGCAUCGUCGACUGCGCCACGCGUACCUACGCCGACGAGGGUCUCGUAGCCUUCUGGCGAGGCAACACCGCCAACGUCAUCCGUUAUUUCCCCACGCAGGCACUCAACUUUGCCUUCAAGGACUACUUCAAAUCGCUCUUCAACUUCAAGAAGGACAAGGACGGAUACGGCUGGUGGAUGUUCGGCAAUCUCGCUGCCGGUGGUGGUGCUGGUGCCACCUCGCUCCUCUUCGUCUACUCUCUCGACUACGCCCGUACCCGUCUGGCCAACGACGCAAAGUCGAUCAAGAAGGGCGCCUCUUCUGAACGUCAAUUCAACGGUCUCAUCGAUGUCUACAAGAAGACGCUCGCUACCGACGGUAUCGCCGGUCUCUACCGUGGUUUCGUGCCCUCUGUCGUCGGUAUCGUCGUCUACCGUGGUCUCUACUUCGGCAUGUACGAUUCCCUGAAGCCCGUCGUCCUCACCGGCAACCUGAAGGGUAGCUUCCUUGCCAGCUUCUUGCUCGGCUGGGGUGUCACCACCGGUGCCGGUAUUGCCAGUUAUCCUCUAGACACGAUCCGAAGACGUAUGAUGAUGACAUCCGGCGAGAAGGUACACUACAAGAACAUGAUCGACUGUGGUGCUCAGAUCAUCAAGAACGAGGGUGUCGCCUUCCUCUUCAAGGGUGCAGGUACGCCUCCGGCGCAAACAUCCUGCGUGGUGUUGCCGGUGCGGGUGUGCUCUCGAUGUACGACAAGCUGCAGGAGAUCCUCUUCGGCCGCGCUUUCUCCGCUGGCUCGGGCUAGACAUCUCGCGCAUAUCUCACAUCGUUUGCGCCCAUACCUGGUCAACGAACGAAAUGGUCGGCUUGGCUUUCUCAUUGCAAAGACUUUCAUUCUCGCUGCUGGCAUGUGUCCCGCGACAAUUUCAUUUCUUGCCAUGGAUGAACUACCGAACUUUCCCGAUGUCAACCGGAUCCUAUUCGUCAAGAACCUGUCCUUCAAGAUCCGGGGCGAAGAUCUCUACGAGCUCUUUGGCAAGUACGGUGCAAUCAGGCAGAUCAGAUUAGGCAGUGCACAGAAGACCAGAGGGACUGCCUAUGUCGUCAUGGAGGAUAUCUACGAUGCCAAGGCAGCUUAUGAGAAUCUCAAUGGCUUCCACCUGCAAGAGCGGUAUCUCGUCGUGCUUUACCAUCAGCCGGCCAAGCAAGCAGCCAAAGAUCUGGCAAAGCGAGAAGCAGAGCUAGCUGAUGUCAAGAAGAAGCACAACAUCAACGAUGACUGA